Colletotrichum orchidophilum is the source of this 1365-nucleotide messenger RNA. RefSeq lists its product as uncharacterized. Lineage: Eukaryota; Fungi; Ascomycota; Sordariomycetes; Glomerellales; Glomerellaceae. The record is from RefSeq and is a predicted model, not a curated record. Bases 1 to 1365 code for a protein of 454 amino acids. Gene Ontology annotation, molecular function: ubiquitin protein ligase activity. The transcript has 8 exons. Gene Ontology annotation, biological process: reciprocal meiotic recombination. Gene Ontology annotation, cellular component: synaptonemal complex.
AUGUCCGUCUUUCUUCCCACAAAUACUCCCGAUACACAGACGCCUUUCACUUACGCAGAGUUCCUACAUCCCCCGAGUAGAAUCAUCGCCUUCGCAAUAGCCGUUCGCAAGGGAAGCAUCGAGCUUCCACAAACUUCGCCUGCGGACGUUCACGUCUUCUGUGUAGAAUGUUCCAGGCGCCAUGGCUUGACGGGUCAAGCUCCAGAUCGCCGCAAACUGUGUCCGGCCUGCGAGUGCCAGCUCAACAACCCAGACGAUGCCGUGGUAACCAAUUUAAACCUGACCGAGGACUACAAGACAAGUGUUCUCAGCGGGUUGAGCCCCAACAUCAUCAUGGAAUGCACGGGAAGGGCCUUGAGCUUUUGGGCAUACCAGACGACCCAAGAGGUUAUAUACCAGCGCUAUCUGGAAAAGACACUUACGGAGAAGCUCAAAACCCUAAACAAAAAGUUCGAAAAGACAGUGGGUGACGCGAAUACCGACAUUCUAGGCCUUCAGGAAAAGAUACGAGAUGACUACGACGACAUGCGACGGAAACACGAAGAGCUUGCGCACUCCUACCAGGACAAGUGCCGCAAGCUCACGCAAGUUCAGGAGCUCUACGACAAGGUCAAAAGAAAAGCCGAACUAGGCCAGAUGGAGGCCGCCGCCUCCGAUGCCGUUGACUCCAACCUCCACGGUCGGAUUCUGCAUACCGUAAUGCGCAUCCCUACAUCAGGCCGGACCGAGGGCAUCAGCGAGGGCCUGCUGGCGGAGGAAGCUCUGGGGCAUUACGGGAAGACAGAGUUUGGUCAAAGCCUGGGCCUGCGCAAGUUCAACGUCCAGGCCUUGCUCCCGCAGCAUUUAAUCAUAUGCUCGAUCCUUGACACAAGCGAUGGCUCAAGAACUCAGUACGGUGUCAUGUCACGAUCCGGCCAAACGUGGUCUACCCAGAGACCCAGCCCAACAACGUGGUCAACGCGUGGAGGUGGACAGUGUUACAGUGGAACUGGCCAAGAAAGUCCAAAGACCAUGCCGAAGAAACGGAAGACGCUGCAGAAACCCAAGAGACCUGGCGCCAAGAGCGACGAAAAGGAUAAAAGGUUUGGCGUCAAAUGGCUUCAAGCAGCAGCACAUAAGUUGGUGCAUUGGUGGCGACAGCGCAGAGGAGGACGCAACCUGGCAGAAAGGAGAGAGCGGCCUAGACUGACAAUGUCGUCACCUGUGCAUUUCAUCAGCAAUCAGACGGCCGGUGGCUACAGCGCAGUGCCUGUUCUCCCAGAGCCGGGAUCUGUGGCGAUCGACGCGAGCAAGCUGGGGCUACAAUGGGAAGCAUUGGGGGCUCAUCCCAUCUGGAGGACGGGUGAAAGCGAGGAUGGGCGUUGA